UUGGCAAAGCUCUCGUUGCCUACCAGGCGCGAUAGGUAUAGGUCUCAGGAGACCUCGCGCACCCCUGGAUAUGAUGGCGACAACUUUCGUUCAUACAGGGCGGGCAGCUUCUCAAGUUAUUCCAUAGCCUACUCUAGAUGGAUUUAUACGCUUUACUUCUCGCUCGAGCAGUACUCUGGCUUAUUAUACUCUCAAAUCACCGAGCCCAAGGAUAUGGCCAAGCCGGCCAAGGUCAAGAAGGAUCCCGAGAAAGGCCAGCCGCCAGCGGAGAUUCAAGAAAUCUACGGGCUUCUAAAAGCAAUAACCGAUUCGCCUCAAGGUCGUCCCCAAGACAAAGCCAUGACGGCCCUCAAGGAGGCCCUCAAUGCUGAAGAAGAAGCGGAGCGUCGCAAGCAGCGUAUUGCUGCUGCUUCUUUCUCGUCGCGGCCGGAAGUCAACCAGGCACUGCUCAAAGAAGACCCCGUGUGGCUACAUGAUGCCGCUAAAUUGAUCAAGACUGAGCGAGACACUCCAGGCAAAGAGCCUCGCCUUCACAAGAAGAUCUCUUUGUCUUUCAAGAAAAUGGGUUGA
Fusarium keratoplasticum is the source of this 570-nucleotide messenger RNA. RefSeq lists its product as uncharacterized. NCBI's taxonomy places the organism in Eukaryota, Fungi, Ascomycota, Sordariomycetes, Hypocreales, Nectriaceae. The transcript is spliced from 5 exons. The record is from RefSeq and is a predicted model, not a curated record.